AUGGCAAUGGGAACACCAACCAUUGUUGCGGAAAGACUUACCUUAACUGGCUCUAUUGGAAUUGUUUCAGAGCUUCAUGGAGAUUCUAACGUGGUUGAGUGUGCCAUGGAGAUCUCGAUAGUCACCCUCGUCGAGCUGUCGAGGCCAUCUCCUUCGCUCCCGGAAAUAUUGAGUGGGAUAGGAGGCUCUCUUGUCGGGGUCGACACCGCGAUGAAGGAAUUGCUUCGAGAAUUGACGUUUGCCGAAGGCAUACAGGCCCGGAUGGACGGAAUAUCGUACGAGAGGCUAGAGGGCGCUUCGUUUUCCAAUCCUAUAUUGGCCAUGAUAAAGGAUUAUCUGAGUUCUCUCUAG
Messenger RNA from Eucalyptus grandis, 351 nucleotides. RefSeq names its product serine protease SPPA, chloroplastic-like. The record is from RefSeq and is a predicted model, not a curated record. The transcript has 3 exons. Lineage: Eukaryota; Viridiplantae; Streptophyta; Magnoliopsida; Myrtales; Myrtaceae. Bases 1 to 351 code for a protein of 116 amino acids.